Messenger RNA from Phalaenopsis equestris, 1361 nucleotides. Its product is annotated as nudix hydrolase 20, chloroplastic-like. The coding region runs from base 61 to 1155 and encodes 364 amino acids. The transcript is spliced from 10 exons. Gene Ontology annotation, molecular function: 8-oxo-dGDP phosphatase activity. NCBI's taxonomy places the organism in Eukaryota, Viridiplantae, Streptophyta, Magnoliopsida, Asparagales, Orchidaceae. The record is from RefSeq and is a predicted model, not a curated record.
UUUAGAUGAGCUGAAGGGCGGCAAUGGGACGUAUUACCAUAGCAAGCUCAUGAGCAGAUCAUGGCUUCUAGCUACUCUCCCAUCGCUUUCGCUGCUCUCCGAAGCUAUCCUUCAACCCGCCUUGGCGUCGGAAUACGGGUAGCGAAACCCUUGAAGCCAGCAUGCACACGAUCCAUGGUCAAUCGACUGCAGGCGUUCCUGCCGGUCGCCGGCUUCGGGUGGGAUGAUGUAAUCCGAGCAGCCGAGCGUGAUGACGACGAUCCAUCCGAUCUCCGAGGAUACUUCCAGAGAUUACAAACUUGCAAUCGUGGAUCCGAUUUGCGGACCCAGUUCGUUCCGUUUCUUGUCGAGGACGAAGUUGUUGGGUGCGUACACGAAGGCUUUAUCAAGCAUCUUAAAAAGUUUCAAGGCGUAUUUACAUUUAUGCUGGAUAAAGAUAGCUGUGCUGCUGGUGCUCAUGUUAAAAUUCACUCAUCACUCAAAACACCAGAGGACCGAACAAGUGCUGUUGGUGACAUCAUUAAAUGUUUAGGAGAUCUUAUUCCUGGUGUUCGUAAUGAGUUAUACCCGGUAACAUCAUCUUUUGGGAAACAAGUACUAGUCUCUCUUGAACGUGCAGCUGCUCCCUAUUUUGGCAUAAAGGCUUAUGGCGUUCAUAUGAAUGGCUAUGUGGUGAAGAGUGGGCAGAAAUUUCUUUGGGUAGGGAAGAGAAGUGAUCUCAAGCCUACCUAUCCUGGAAUGCUUGAUCACCUCGUAGCUGGAGGCCUGCCUUUUGGGAUCAGUUGUAAAGAAAAUCUUGUGAAAGAAUGUGAGGAGGAAGCUGGCAUUCCAAGGUUUAUCGCUGAAAAAGCUAUCUCUGUUGGAGCAGUGUCCUAUGUGGACAUUGAAGGGCACAAAUUUAAGAGAGAUGUACUUUUCUGCUAUGAUCUUGAACUCUCAUCUGAUUUUGUUCCUAAGAAUGAAGAUGGCGAGGUUGAUAGCUUCAAACUGAUUCCAGUAGCUCAUGUUGCAAACAUUGUUCGAAGAACUGAGUUCUUUAAGCCAAACUGUUCACUCGUCAUUGUUGAUUUUCUCUUCAGACAUGGGUUCAUUAAUCCAGAUGACAUCGGUUACUUAUCGCUAUUGCAUAGCUUGAGGAGUGGAAUAUGCUCUUGAACCUUAUUAAGGUGCUUGCUUAGCUCUCCUCACACCAAACAUGGGCUCAUUAUGUUGCAUGUCUUUUAUCAUGUACUAACCCCGUUGUUUUGCAGUUUAAGUCUUUUUUUUUUACUUAUAUCAUGUACUUUUUAGAGUCCAUUGGCUCGAGACUGUAUUAGAAAUAAGGUAUGGACACGGGUUUCAAGACACACGGGGAUGACUAA